This is a messenger RNA of Calidris pugnax (ruff), 2158 nucleotides long. RefSeq names its product endonuclease domain-containing 1 protein-like. Bases 174 to 1001 code for a protein of 275 amino acids. NCBI's taxonomy places the organism in Eukaryota, Metazoa, Chordata, Aves, Charadriiformes, Scolopacidae. The transcript is spliced from 3 exons. The record is from RefSeq and is a predicted model, not a curated record. Gene Ontology annotation, molecular function: metal ion binding; hydrolase activity; nucleic acid binding.
AGAUCGUAUAUAAACCCUCCAAGGUCACAGCCAGCUUCAGGCUGUAGCAGAGGUGUUUGAAACUCCUCUACCACUUUGGGGCUGCCAGCGGAGUCCUGUGCAUAGAAAUACUGUUUCUCUGCUGCUCUUUCAGACGGUGAAGGAAUAUCCCUUCACUUGAAAUCCUCCCCACGAUGCUGUUGCUGCUGCUUCUGCAGGUCUUGGCGAGCUGCCUCUGGCUGGGACGCAGCGAGGUGGUGAUAUCCUUUGAAAGUUGUCCUCAGUUUUUUUUCUGGGAAACAACGCCAAAUGAUGCCCUGGUACCAGAAAACCCAGCCUGGAUCUGCCAGCUCUACAACAACCAGUAUCACUUUGCCACCCUGUACAACAGAGACCUGCGUAUUCCCGCAUACUCUGCUUACAUCUACCAGCCUGGACCUGGCAAGAGACCUAACAGCUGGCUCGUUGAGCCCCAGCUAAUGGGUCAAACGUAUCCCAAAACUAUGGAAAGAGAAUGGACCCUCUUAAAUUAUUUCAACAUCAGCUUAGAGCAACUCAGUGAGAGCCAGGCUAUCCUCAAGGACUACAAGAACCUGACGGGUUUGAACCGUGGCCAUUUGAACCCCAGUGGCCAUCACUCCAACUCCAGCAACAGGACAGCUACCUUCACCCUCACCAACAUAAUCCCACAGAAUGAGAAACUGAACGGUGGUGCCUGGAACAACUAUGAGCAGCAAACCAUGAUCAGUAAGACCAAGGGCUGCACCACCACCUACGUCAUCGUGGGCGCUGUGCCUGGGAACAACUAUAUCGCUAAGGGGAGGGUUAAUAAACCCAGUUACAUCUGGUCCAGUGCUUGCUGUGAGAUGGGCAACAACCAGAGGAAGACUUGGGCUGUCAUUGCUGAGAAUGACAAGAAUGAAGUCGAGCACCUCACACUAGGUGAACUAGAGAACAGGUUGACCAAGCUCUACAACAGGGGCCAGGUAGCUCUGUUUCACAAUGAGUGUCCCCGCCAAUAAGGCCCGCUUCACAUGCUGGCUGUAAAAGGCUUGUGACCCUUCACUAGAAGUGACCCUUCACCACUAGAAGCAUCACCACAUUUCCCAUGCAGCAUCUGUCUUAAUUCCUCCUCUAGUUGUUUUCCAGAUCUGUCCCUCAGAGCACAUUCUCCACUGGUUAAAGGGAAAAAGAGGUCAGCAGAGCCUCCAGCUGCUUUGCUUUGCUGCCCACCCUUGGAGGGAGUCCUUGCCCUGGCCACUCUGAGCGACAGGUUGGAAAACAACCCAUGGGCAAGGAAAUCAGAGCUUGUCACUGAGACUAGAACAGCUUUCCUUGUUUUUCCCUUUUCUCCAUGCCCAUCUAUAGAUUGUAGCUCCUUCCUCUCCUCCUUAGAUCUCACUGAUAAUGUGCUGGCGACUUGUCCCUCACCUCCUCAGAAGCAGGUGGCUCAGGUUGCCCAGAGACAUUAUGGGGUCUCCAUUGCUGGAGACAGUCAAAACCUGACUGGACACAGUCCUGGACAACCUGCUCUAGAUGACCCUCUUUGAGCAGGGCUCUGCUCCAGAUGACCUCAAGAGGUCCCUCCCAACCUCAGCAACUUGCUGACUCUGUGAUUUAUCCAGGGACCAUGAAAGCAAAGAGCCCAAGGAUUGCUGAGAGCCUGGUAGCACUAUCCUAUAAAUGCUUGCUGACCAACACAGCCAGCGACCACAGCAAAGGAUAAAGGGAGAGAGGAAGGUGAGAAGGGGAAGACAACCAAGCACAGGAGGAACAUCCCAGCUCUCCUGAACUCUGUAGAUAGGUAAAGCAAGGAGAAGGAAGGAAAUAACCUACAUCAGUCACUAGGCUCCCUGUCCCUGAACUUACGAGCUGGCCGUGCUUCUAUCAAUUUACUAGCUUGUCUUUGCUUGCUUGCUUUUGGACCGUGCACCAUGAGAGCAGGAGCUGAGGUAUCAGAGAGCCGGGCUCAGGCAUCAGAUAUACAGCAGGCUCUGACCACUCAAAGGUAAAUUGCUGUGAUACACUGGCUGGAUUUCAUUCUCUGCUCUACUUCUGAACCUGUUCUGCACAUUUCUGUGUAACCCAUUCUGUGAAAGAUCUUCCAUGGGUGUGAAAGGUCAAUGUAUGCCAUGCAAUUUAGUUCCUGAGUAGCAGACAAUAAAAAGUAUUUGCUGCA